Molecule: messenger RNA, 411 nt
Organism: Drosophila miranda
Lineage: Eukaryota; Metazoa; Arthropoda; Insecta; Diptera; Drosophilidae
Exons: 3
Coding region: 26-346 (106 amino acids)
Source: RefSeq, a predicted model, not a curated record
GGAGCAUAUUUCAGGAUAUAUUUCCAUGUAUAAGCGGCCCGAGGCAUUAACCUUUCGUGUCCUGCGCCGCUCUCGUGAUUUUCCCGCCCUCUUACCCCUUUGUAUGUUGCUGGAUCGAUACUGCAUCUACGAUCGCGUGCAUCGCGUACAUUAUUUAUUUGCCAGCACUUUUUACGAUGUACGACGUACGUGCAUCGCUGGUUCAUACAAUACCGACAACGUCUUCCCUCCUGCACCAUGCAUUACCUCAUCGGCUUUGACCUGCUCUCUCUGGACACAAACUGAUAUGCCGCGAUCAUUCCUCUUACCCCGUCUGCUGGUUGCCCCCUUCGGUGGCAAGGAAUGACUCUUGCGUGCCCGCGGACGCCUAUAUAAUUAGCUCUUAUAUUCUUUGAGCACUAGGCGCUGAAG